CGCUCUUUAACCUAGCAUUUUUUUUAUUUUUUAUUACAGGUUUAAGGCCGUUUAACCUAGUUAGUUAGUUAAGUUAGCUCAAGCUGUUUUCUCUAACCUAUUAAAAUUGGAUUGAAAAUUUGCUUCUCGGAGCUCGGUCUUAGUUACUAGGCAAAAACUUAUUGGUGGUAUUGAUUAUUACUUAUUGGUAUUAAUCUAUUUCGACUGACCAAAGUUUUUGCCGUAUGAAGUUACUCGUUUCAUACUUUUUUAACUAAACAAUACAACCAAAAAAAAAAAAAAAAAAAAAAAAAAAACUAAACAAUACAAAAUCAAAACUUGGAUUUUUACUCAUUAUUGAAAUGUGUCUGUUCUCCUUCCUAUUUCUCAUUGAAACUACUUGCAAAACAAUUCAACAUUGGGGCACUUGAGGCAGUGAGGUCGAAAACACCAUAAUCCUUCUGGACUUACUCUAGAGCUUUGUACAUAAAUACAACAUAUAUAACCUUGCACAUAUAUGAGUAGUAAAUCAUUCCGAUUCAACAAGAGCACAAUGGCUAAUCUUAGCUCAAAUAAGAUUUGAUAAGAGGAGGAUAAAUCAUAACGUAAAAUAGUAUACACGACUAUUAAUUUCCACGUAAAAAAAUAGUCUAAACAUCUAAUCUCUCCAACAAAUUAAAAGCAUAGCAUUGCAUUACAUAACAUACUUUGACAUAACUGAAAUUUACAGCAGCAAAAGAAUGAUAAGAGCCGCGUAUUUCAGACCUGAGUACAAUCAUUACUCCCUCUAUUCUCCAAUUAAUCAUGCAAAUUUGUUUCGUACUUUCGCUCUCAAUCCUAAUGACCCAUCAAAUUUUCAAAAAAUAAUUUUUUUUUUCAUAAAACUUUUCUUUUUUACAGGGUUUUGAAUUGAAAAACAAUGCCAAAACUGAACAGUCACAUUCAUUAGUACAGUUAGUUUCCACAAAUCUCUCUCCCACUUUUUUUCCCUCCUUCUUCCUCUGUUUUUUGUUUUUUUUUUCCAUUACUUUCACUUUCAAACAUUUACUAAUAAUAUUAAUAUUCACUGUAAUAGUAAUAAUACUGUACUAAGUACAUAAAUCUUCCUUGUACAAACCCCUCCAAAACCCUAGUUUCUUGGGUUUUUUUAAAGCUCCCAUUUUUCUCUCAAAUUCAACCAGCAAAAUUAGAAAAACCCAUCUAUUUUCCCCUGUUAAUUUUACAGAGUCCCCUGUUUUUUCAUACCAAAAACAGUGGAUUUUUUUUAUUUAAAAUUCCAUGAAAUGAGUGAAAACAAAGAAGAGAGAGAAAAUUCCCCACAUCAUCAGAAAGAAGAGAGAGAUUCAGCAACAACCCAGAAAAUCAGGGGACCUCCUCCACCUCCUCUGUUUCUUCCUUCAAGCUUUGAUUUUGAGCAAUCAAAAAGGCCAAGAUAUGUUCAUCAUCAUCAAUGGAAGCAACAAAGCCCAUUGGGCCUUCAAAACCCAGAAUCAAGCCCAUCUCCUUCAAACCCACAAGCCCAAUUAACUUCCCCUGAUUCAUCUUCUUCACCUUCACUUUCUCCAAUACCAUCUUCAACUGGUCAAGAACUCACUAACAAACAAGAAAACCAACAACAACAGCAGCAGCAGUUUAGGAAAGGGAAGUAUGUAAGUCCAGUUUGGAAACCCCAUGAAAUGCUUUGGCUAGCUAAGGCUUGGAGGGCUCAGUACCAAGGGGAUGGUUCGGGUUUAGGUUCCGGUUCCGGUUUCGGGUAUGACAGUGUAGGAGGAAGUGGAGGGAGAGGGAAAACAAGAGCUGAAAAAGAUAGAGAAGUGGCAGAAUUCUUAAACAAGUAUGGAGUAAAUAGGGAUGCAAAAACAGCAGGGACAAAGUGGGACAAUAUGUUGGGAGAGUUUAGGAAGGUUUAUGAAUGGGAAAGAGGUAGUGAAAGAGAACAAGUUGGAAAGAGUUAUUUUAGACUUUCACCUUAUGAAAGAAAGAUUCAUAGAUUACCUGCUUCUUUUGAUGAAGAAGUUUUUGAAGAAUUGUCUCAAUUUAUGGGCCCUAAAAUGAGACAUUCUUCUCAUCUUACUUCUCUUCAAACUUGUUCUAGAUCAUUUUCUACUAGUACUACUACUACUAAUCCUUGUGAUUUUAGUCUUAAAGCUUUGACUCUUCCUCACCCUUUUAGGGAUGAUAGUUUUCCUCUUUCUAGCAUGUUUUCAGAAAGGGCAAGGCAAAUGCAAUCUUACUUGAUGCAUAACCCAAGGAAUCCCUUCCUUGGGUUCGAGCCACAUUCUUCGUCAAACGUAGGAAUGUCGCCGUUGUCUACGACGAGUGGAUCGCCGAGAGUCGAGCUCCGAAGAAUCGGAAGAAUGAGGAUGAUAUGGGAAGAGUGGGUGAGCUUGUGGGCGGAAGAAGGUGAGUACCAUAGAGGGAGAGUAAAGGUACAAGGGUCUAACAAUUUGUUGAAUGCAGAUGAACUUAUUUACUUUGAUGAUUCUAUGGUGGCUUCCUCUUUGGAAGCCUUCGAAGAUGGCCCCCUCAAGGGCUUCUCCGUCGACCGGUUCGCCCCUGGUCAGCAGCUCAAGGUGUUAGGAAGACGAAAGCACUCCUCUUCGCCUUUGCCUUCUAUGUCAUCAGCCGAUUUUAAUGAGAGACUUCCCUUUGCAAUAGCAGCUGAACCCUCUAUAAGAUGGGAGUUCCAAGACCCUACAGAGUAUUAUCUUGGCUGUCUAAGAUCACCACCGACAACACUACCAACAUUGCUUGAGCUCUCAUGGUACAUACAAGAGCCUCCACCGGAGGAGUUUCGGCUUCCCAUUCGCAAGGACAUAUACCGCGAUUUGCCUCAAGGGAGAGAGCUCUUCUUCACCACAUCCUCGAACGAGCCACUAGAUUGUAAAUCAUUCACUAUUGACAUCCUUAGCUCGCUCAUCCGAUCAAUCCCGAGCAUAACCGCCUCAACUUCAUCAAGCCGGGACUCCUACAUUUCCUUAUGGGAUGAUUGCAUCAACCGAGUGGUAUCAAAAUUUUGUCCAUCUGAGAUGGUCUUUACAAGAAAACAACUCACCAAGGCAACAUCUUCCGAGUCUUUUCGAGAUCAAUGGCCGAAUUUAACAGGCAUGGUUAAGAAUCUUUGUUUAUGGAGAGGUGAGGAAAUUGAUCAAAUUAGAGAAUCACAACCUUUUAUUGAUCCUUCUUCCACUAUUACACAAAAAAUUUCAUGGACCUACAAUGACCUUCCUUAUGUGUUAGGGUACUAUGCCCUUGGGCAUAAUGUCACAUUUUGUGCAUUAAGCCCACCCUCACCCUCACCUUCAUCAUCUCAAGACUCGCAAAUAACCCGAACCGACCUCUACUCCUUAGACCUAACAAACCCUUCAGAGCGAGUCAAGUUACUAGUCCCAUGUUGGAGAAUUGGCAUCUUAUUAGCCUCUUUAGCCGAGAGGUGCACCAAGAAUGGUUGUCAAAGUGACUAUGAACGACAUGAUCAAGGCGAUGGAAACAUAAUUGAAAUGACAACAACGACGACGACAAGAUUCUACCCUAGCAAACGAAGAUGGCAAACAACCAAGGAAAUCUACUCGGUCCUAGACCAACGAGUAGUCCCACACGCGGAGCACAUGAUCUCCUACGACGAAGAAGAAUUAGCCCUUGUGUUCAAGCCAAGAGGAAUAAAAACAAAGCCAAAAAACACACAACAACUAGUAUUAGCCCUAAAACAAGUAGCAAAAGCACUAGUAGCGUUACAUGACCUAAGUUUCAUGCAUAGAGACUUGUCAUGGGAAAAAGUCCUAAUGAUGUCAAAGGCGGAGGAGUGGUUCGUGGCAGGGUUCGAGGAGGCGGUAGGGGCACCCCAGAUAAAUCCAUAUAACGUAAUAACGAUGACAGCGGUGGCGCCGGAGAUGGGGAGAGGAGUGCAUGGAGUGAAAGUAGAUGUGUAUGGAAUAGGGAAUUUGAUAAAGACAAGUGAAGUGAAAUCAGAAGGAAUAGUUGGAAAACAGCUUAUAGAGUUGGAAGGAAAAUGCAUGGAGCAAAACCCAGAACAACGACCAACAGCAGCUGACUGUUACCAUCACUUGUUGCAGAUUCAGUCGUCGCUUUCAUCCGCCGCCUCUGCUCGUUGCAAUUGAUUUCUGCAUUCUGCUGCAACAAAUUUAAUUCAAAAUUACAGGUCUUUUUUUUUAGAGUAUUUUUCAUUUUAAUUUAUUGAUAUCUAUAUUUGGGGAAAAAUGUUUAUGUGGGUUUGUGCCAUUUGUCAGGGUAUGUGGUAGAAAGAGGAAAUACUCCUAUAAAAAUGACUGUUCAUUGUUGGGGGUAUUUAGGGUACUUUUUUUAUGCUAGGUUUUUUUUUUUUUUUUUUUUUUUUUUUUUUUUUUUUUUGAGGGGUUUUCUUGAGAAAUUUAUUGGGAUACCCUAUUUUCCAAAAAAGAAAAAAAAGGGGGAAUUAUUGGGUGGUAAUUAAUUGGAUAAUUGAAGCUAGAAAUUAAGUGUAGGAGAAAUGAUGUGAGUCAGUGAUUGUGACUGUUCAGUAAGGAAUUUUUUUUGGUAAUUAUUACUCUACUAAUUUGUGAAUCAAUAUAUGUGUUCUACCAAUUUGGGAUAGACUGGUUAAUUAACUUCAUUAUUACUACUCAUUUGGAUUAUUACUACUUGUGUGUCAAUUGACUUGUUUUCUCUUGUUCAUUUUUUUGGUUUGGGAUGUGUCUUUUAUUUGAGAAUGUGUUCUGUACUUUGCUUUUUAGAUUACUCCUAUUGUUUCUUAAUUAAGUGCCUUGAGCCUUUUUUUUUUAGCGAGUGCGGAGUUAAAUACUAGUCUAAGAGAGAUCUAUCAAACCUAGAAGUUAAAAAGUAAUAUUAGGUUAGAAAUUAGAUCGAAGCUAAUCGUCACAGCAUUAUCUUGAGAUACAUUAUACGAAUUAUGUUGACUUGGAUGUGAUCAAUUAAUUCAAGACG
Molecule: messenger RNA, 4920 nt
Organism: Chenopodium quinoa (quinoa)
Lineage: Eukaryota; Viridiplantae; Streptophyta; Magnoliopsida; Caryophyllales; Amaranthaceae
Exons: 4
Coding region: 1263-4097 (944 amino acids)
Source: RefSeq, a predicted model, not a curated record